UCUUAAAAUAAAGUUAUCAUCUGAGUCUGAUUAUAAAUUCAGGUGUGAGGUUUAUACUCCACGUGACCAGCGAAAUCGACAAUACUUAUUAUAUUCGCGGAAAAGCCGACAAUGACAGCUAGAAUGACGCGAAACCAGAUUAUGGCUGCACUUGCAGAUGCGGGAGUGGCUUUUGAUAAUGAAGCCACUUUGGUGCAACUCCGUGCGCUCUACGAAAGGGCACAACGCGGCAGCCUACCUCAGCAGCAACGCCCUGAUGCUUUACAGCAGGCAGAUGCACCACAGCAGCCAGAUGAACCACAGCAGCCAGCAGUACCACAGCAGCGCCCGCAAAUUUUUCAGCAGCCAGACGUCCAACAACAAGGGGAUGCGAUACAGGCACCAACAACUAUGCGCUGCCAGCUUCUGGAGCAACCGCCUCCAGUGGGGUCGGAGCGCUCGUCGCCGUCUACGGUCCGUCAGCGGUUAUCUGAAGCUGAGGAAGAAGAAGAGUUACUAAACCGACAGCUAGCCAUUGCCCGGAAAAGGCGAGAGCUGCAAAUAUUGCAACAGGAGCUGGGCGUCAAUGAGAAACGUUUAGACCUGGCCAUUCUGGAUGCUAUGGUCGUCAAGUUCGAUGGCUCGGAGCUACAAGACGUACGCAAGUGGACCGGUGACCUAGAGAACGUCUUCGAAGCGUACAAUUAUGCUGAACGCGACAAGCUAGUGGCAGCCCGCCACUUGAUGACUGGACAAGCGAAGCGUUUUGCAUCCAUCAUAACGGUGCGAUCGUAUGGGGAGCUUAAAGCGGCAUUAUUGCAGGAGUUCGAAAGGGCAUUUUCUAGGCAGGAUGUGUUUGCGCAAUUGAAAGCACGCACGAUGAAGUCAAACGAAACGCCCCGACAAUACAUUAUCGAGAUGCAGCUUAUCGCUAGUCGCUCCAACAUUCCAGAACUGGAAUUAAUCGAUAUAAUAAUCGAUGGUCUCCAGGACAAGUCAUCGCAGGUAUCGAUGCUUUACAGUGCCACCACUUUAGCCGAAUUGAAGGUACUCAUGGAACGAUAUGAGAAAAAGAAGCGAAUCAGAACUCAGUUCGCUAAUACAGCCACUGGCGGAAAACAAAAGGAAGGAGCAGCAGCUGGUAGCACCCAGGGCGGUGCAAUUAAACAAGAAAAUGUCCGCUGUUUUAAUUGCUUCGCGUACGGGCAUUUCCAAAGCGCCUGUACGGCACCCAGACGCCAUCCAAAUGCUUGCUUUGUGUGCAACGAAGUAGGGCACACUCGAUUCGAUUGCCCGAAAAAGAAGACCAGAGGAGUAGCGGCGGCCGUGACAGCAGUAGAAGCAACAGACGAAAAUCUGGAAGAUCGUCUAGUACGUAGAGUAGUGGAGCAACUUACUGCAAAAAAUUGGUCCGGUUAGCUUUGUGCGGAAGUCCUGUGUGCCUUCUGGCUUUAUUAAUAAACAACAAUCAACUAUAUACAGAGGCGUUGGAAAUAAACGAUUAUUUACGUACGGAACGAUUACGUGUAAAGUUUUAUUUCGGGGAAGUGAAGUUAAACAUAAGUUUUUAAUUUUACCCGAUGACCAUGCAAUAGUACCUUGGUUAUUCGGACGAGACAUUUUGAGCCGAAUGGGCAUUAAUUUAUUUAAAAUGAUUAAUGUAAAGUAUGACAAAAAUGAAUUACUUGAUUUGCGCAAUAAAAUAGCAACGAAUAAAUAUGUUAAUGACAUUUUCAGUGCA
Messenger RNA from Rhagoletis pomonella (apple maggot), 1720 nucleotides. RefSeq lists its product as uncharacterized. The transcript is spliced from 2 exons. The record is from RefSeq and is a predicted model, not a curated record. NCBI's taxonomy places the organism in Eukaryota, Metazoa, Arthropoda, Insecta, Diptera, Tephritidae. The coding region runs from base 112 to 1398 and encodes 428 amino acids. Gene Ontology annotation, molecular function: zinc ion binding; nucleic acid binding.